AUGGAGGUAGAGCAGUACCAUGUGGCUCAGCUGUAUAUGGUGGCCAAGUCUAGUCUGGAGGACACUACUGGAGGGGCCGGUGUGGAAGUGGUCACUAAUGAGCCAUAUGAUGAUGGAGAGACCCAGGGUCAAUUCACCCAUAAGCGUAUUUCUAUAGCACCGUAUUUACCCUCUUGGGUCACCUCGUUGGUCAAUCCUGAUUGGCUGGUAUUCGAUGAGAAGAGUUGGAACGCCUUCCCUCGAUGCCGCACUGUCUACUCCUGUCCUAUGCUCAGCGAGUUCUCCAUGGAAAUCGACAGUAUGCAUAUCGAAGGCAACUGUACUGAUGAUAACGCGCUGAAAAUGGAUGACACUGACCUAGCUAAACGGAAAAUCGAUUUUAUUGAUAUCGUCAACGAUCAUAUAUCUAGUAAGGACUACAACCCUGAGGAGGAUCCCUCCAAGUGGCAUAGCGAAAAGCUCGGUAUAGGACCAUUGGGGCCGGACUGGAUGGAGACUACCCGGCCCAUCAUGACGUGCUAUAAGGUUAUCCAUGUUACUUGCAACCCGGGGUUCAUGAUGCAGAAUAGGGUAGAAAGCUUCAUUGUGAAGGCUACUAAGACUACCCUCUUCAAGUAUCAUCGAAAGUGUGUGUGUUGGGCUGAUGAAUGGGCAGGGUUGACCAUGGACGAUAUUAGAUUGAUGGAAGAUAAGGUCCAGAGGAGGUUAAGGAAAUUCUGGCGGGACAAGAGAAUCGAGGAAGGGGUGGAGGUCCCAGACGAUUCCGACAUAAGUGAAGUGGCGGAGGGUGAGGAUACCCCAGAGAUCCAGCGCGGACGAGUGUGA
This is a messenger RNA of Perkinsus marinus ATCC 50983, 825 nucleotides long. Its product is annotated as Phosphatidylinositol transfer protein alpha isoform, putative. The transcript has 7 exons. The record is from RefSeq and is a predicted model, not a curated record. NCBI's taxonomy places the organism in Eukaryota, Perkinsozoa, Perkinsida, Perkinsidae. Bases 1 to 825 code for a protein of 274 amino acids. Gene Ontology annotation, biological process: phospholipid transport.